Messenger RNA from Fibroporia radiculosa, 1023 nucleotides. RefSeq lists its product as uncharacterized. Bases 1 to 1023 code for a protein of 340 amino acids. The transcript is spliced from 5 exons. NCBI's taxonomy places the organism in Eukaryota, Fungi, Basidiomycota, Agaricomycetes, Polyporales, Fibroporiaceae. The record is from RefSeq and is a predicted model, not a curated record.
AUGGCUAACUGGCCAUGGAAGAGGGCCAUCAAUCCUCACUAUGAAGAAGUCAAGGCUGAGUCAGACGCGUGGGUCCAUAGCCUCAACUUGUUUACACCAAAGUCACAGCGCGCAUUCGAUAAGGGAGACUUCUGUCGCGUGGCUGCACUGGUGUAUCCACGGCUAGGAAAAGAACACCUCCGUACAGGAUGCGACAUGAUGAAUCUGUAUUUUGUCCUCGAUGAGUAUACCGAUGUCGAGGACAGCAAGGCAUGCCGCGCUACAGCAAACAUCGUUCUGAAUGCCUUCAGCAACCCACAAAAACAAAGGCCCGAUGGGGAGAACCCAGUCGGUGAGAUGACAAGACAAUUUUGGAACUUGACGAUGAAAACCGCAAGUCCGAUGUGGCAACGACGCUUCGUUACUGGCUUCGCCCAGUAUCUUGACAGCCUAGUAGCUGAGGCUGCUGACCGUGAACACCAAAAGAUCCGGUCGGUCGAAGCGUUUCUCCAAUGCCGUCGAAUUAAUGUAGGGGCGCCGACAAUCUACCUACCAUUGAUACUUGCCUCGGAUCUUCCAGAAGAAGUGUUAUAUCAUCCAGUCAUAAUCGAAUUGACCGGAUAUAUCAACGACAUGGUAAUAAUCGAUAAUGAUAUGUGCUCGUACAACAGAGAGCAAGCCACAGGCCAUGGCGAUUUUAAUUUAGUAACAGUAACCAUGCACGAAUUCCAUCUCACCGUGAAUGAGGCGAUGAACUGGGCGGUAGAUUAUCACUCGAAACUGCAAGGCAAGUUCCUGGACGGGCUGAAGAAGGUACCAUCGUGGGGACCGGAGAUGGACAAGCAAGUAGCAGAUUACCUUUCCGAUCUGGGUAACUGCCCGCGAGGUAACUUAUGUUGGAACUUCGAGAGUGGUAGGUAUUUUGGCGACAAGGGAGCUGAGGUAGAGAGGACUCGCUGCGUGCCGCUACUCCCCAAAUUGGAGAACGACAUGACUUUGCGUCGAGCAGAAGUCUCUGUGCCAAUGGUUGAGCUGCAAAGCUAG